This is a messenger RNA of Monascus purpureus, 1445 nucleotides long. The record is from the annotation of a GenBank genome assembly. NCBI's taxonomy places the organism in Eukaryota, Fungi, Ascomycota, Eurotiomycetes, Eurotiales, Aspergillaceae.
GAAAGUGGCUCUUUCAGUUUCGGUUUCGGUUUCUUCUUCCUCAAUAGCAUUAGGGCUUCUCUUACUUUGUCCCGAAUCUCCCUUCCCUUCAUCGGCCCAACAUGGCAGUUACAAAAUCCUCUUCCAUUCUAGUCAUCGGCGCAGGAACAUGGGGUACAUCUACAGCUCUCCAUCUCGCCCGCAGAGGAUACACCAAUGUGACCGUGCUAGAUCCUUACCCAGUACCCUCUGCCAUUUCCGCAGGCAAUGACGUGAACAAGGUCAUCUCCAAGGGCCAGUACAGCAGUGACCCGAACCGAAUGGACGUAAACGAGAUCCUGGGCAAGCAGGCCAUGGACGCAUGGUUCAACGACCCCCUAUUCAAACCAUUCUACCAUGACACGGGCCUGUUGAUGUCCGCCUGCACCGAGACAGGAAUGAAGAGACUUGGAGUACGCGUACGACCGGGCGACAAGGACGAGAACAUGGUCGAGAUGUCCACGCCGGAAGAAUUCCGCAAACUCGCGCCUUCAGGCGUCCUCAGGGGCAAUUUCCCCGGUUGGAAGGGAUACUUCACCCGCUCUGGAGCCGGGUGGGCGCAUGCUCGCGAUGCCCUGGUGGCUGCUGCGCGAGAGGCGCAGAGACUAGGCGUCAAGUUCGUUGCUGGCUCGCCUCACGGCAAGGUCAUUACGCUCAUCUUCGAGAACAACGACGUCAAGGGCGCCGUGACGGCUGAUGGGAAGAUCUGGCGUGCGGAUCGCACCAUUCUUUGCGCUGGUGCCAGCGCAGGCCAGUUCCUGGACUUCAAGCAGCAGCUGCGUCCGACAGCUUGGACGUUGGCUCAUAUCCGUCUUGAGCCGCACGAGCGGCCUUUGUACAAGAAUAUCCCUAUUAUUUUCAACAUCGAGAAGGGAUUCUUCUUCGAGCCCGACGAGGAGCGCGGAGAGAUCAAGAUGUGCGACGAGCACCCCGGAUACACGAAUAUGGAGCCCACCCCUGACGGCUCGUCACUUGCCAGCAUUCCCUUCGAAAGGACCCAAAUUCCCAAGGAAUGUGAGACAAGAAUGCGAGCUCUCCUCAGGGAGACCAUGCCUCAACUGGCAGAUCGUCCUUUCAGCUUUGCCAGAGUCUGCUGGUGUGCCGAUACGCCAAACAGGGAAUUCAUUAUCGACCAACAUCCUCAGCAUCCAUCUCUGAUCCUGGGCUGCGGUGCAUCCGGACGAGGCUACAAAUACCUACCCUCAAUCGGCAGUCUUAUCGUCGACACCCUGGAGGGCAAGGUCUCGUCCCGUAUUCGCGAGGUCGUAAAAUGGAAUCCUGAGGGUGCCGUGAACAGAAACUGGAAGGACACGCUCGGGAGAUUUGGCGGCCCUAAUGAGGUCAUGGACUUCCAUAAUGUCAAGGAGUGGACUCAUUUGAAGGAGAGGAACAUAUCCAAGCUUUAAUUAAUUGCACGGGCCGGGGCG